AGUGUUCAUUCGGUUAGAGCGUUAUUUGCUGGUUAUUUACGUAGUUUAAGCGUAUGUUCUUCCGUGCGAUUUACAUUUACAACACAAAAAAUGCCUACCAAAUGUUCUGUAAACGGCUGUGAGAAUUAUUAUUCUAAAGGGGUGCCGUUUUUUGAUGUACCGUCGCCUAUAAAAUAUAAGUUCUGUUCUAAAAAGGCAGAAUUGUCCAAGAAAAGGAGAAAGCUUUGGUUAGACGCUAUGGGAUUAACGAACGAUUCAUCAGAUGUGUUAAGGAUAUGUAGUAAACAUUUUAUAACAGGAAAACCGGCAGCUUUGGAGAAGACUAGAGAUGACGACUGGAUUCCUACGCUGCAAAUGAAGUCUCGCUCUUCAAUUCAUAGAAAAACUAGAAGCGAUAAUGGAAAACAAAGAGAAUCGUCAAACUCAUAUCCAUCAAAGAAAAAUACUCUUACAUCCAAGCACAACAUAUCUACUGCAAAAAGCAGCAGAAAGUAUGGUCAAACAGAGCUCAGAAUCGUAAAAAAGGAUAUCGGAAAAAAUUCUAAAAGAAUCGAUUUGAAAAAAUUCCUUAAUUGUAAGGUCAUUUUGGAUGGAAAUAUACAAUGUACCACAUUUAAGGGCACCAACGGAUCAGGUUUGACAGUCGCACAAAAACAUGGUUACUUCACAUCGGACAACAUUACGGUGAAAGAAACAGCACUUAACAAUAAGGUUCUUAGGAUACGUUUAAUAAGGGAGGACCUUCUUGAUUUAAAAAGAAAAUACACGACAUUUAAUUCCCCGAGUAGAAGAAAACGGAAGGAGCAGGUAGUGUCAAGUUUUGGAAGGCAGAUAAAAAGGAAAAGUCAUUUCUUUGAAGAGUCUCCUAUUCACUCCCCGUUGAGAAAAGGUGUUGAUAAGAAUUUAAUAGAAAAUAUGAAAUAUUCACUUUCAAGUGCGAAAACUGAACAACAAAUGAAAAAUCAAAACGAGAAAGAAAAAUCAUUUAUUAUCAACAGUAAAUUUCAAUCAAGAAAUGUAAUGAUGAAAAACAGUUCAGAGGAUGCUUCAAAGACCUUGAACAGGGUGAUAAAGAAACAAUACAGAGAUAAAAUAAAAAUAAAGCUUUUCCCAAAAGCAGCUGUUAGUAUUGGAAGGGCAAUUAAAAAUGGAGCAGUAAUUCCUAAAUCAGAUAAAUCUGUGCCAUUCCAUAGAGAAAUAUUGUUUGUCAAAAAUUAUAAAAAUGCCCAGCAGUGGAAUAAGACAGAUAAGACAUUUUUUUUAAAAUUUGCUCCCUAUCGUUACCCUGAAGACGGCACUCUAGAUUACUCUUUUCAGAAACUGGUAACGGAUGUUAAACACAUGAAACUACCCGCACCAAGUUGGAAAAUAAAAGUUAUUAUUAAACAGGGAAAAAUAUCAGCGGUUACGUUUACAAAUAAAUUGACGCCGGAACGAUGUGUCGGUUUCUCUGCAAAUAGCGAUAAGUACAAAAUUACUAUUGAUAACAAACCUGCUUUAUUAUUAGGUUCACCAGAGCAUGUUGCAACAUCGGAAGAUUUAGAAAUUCUUUUAGACAUCAUACAGAAUAUAGAUUCCAAAAAUCCUAUGGUAUUUUAUAAAUAGUUCUUUUUCUCAUAAGUUUUAUAUUUUACUUUAACCAUACGAAGAGAUGUUUAUACUUGAAAUGGACCGUUUAAUAUAAGUUGAACAUGUUUUAAAUAAGAAUUGUAUAUAAUGCAUAUAGUUUCGUUAUAAGAAGGAUAGUUUCAAGUUAAAAAUUAUAUGUUAUUUUUUAGUAAUUGGAAAA
Molecule: messenger RNA, 1789 nt
Organism: Anoplophora glabripennis (Asian longhorned beetle)
Lineage: Eukaryota; Metazoa; Arthropoda; Insecta; Coleoptera; Cerambycidae
Exons: 5
Coding region: 91-1605 (504 amino acids)
Source: RefSeq, a predicted model, not a curated record